AUGUCCGACGAGUGCUCUCGAGUGACGGGAUACGUUGAUCCCAACUGGCCACGACCUGAUGACGAUGGCUCGGCGUGUAUUAUCAUCUUUGGAUACGUUCCCUCCUUCGCCCUCGGAGUGCUGGCGGCAAUCCUCUUCGCAAUCGCACUUGGCUUCCAUCUAUGGCUGCUGUUUCGCCAUCGGACAUGGUACUUCAGUACUGUUGUAGUCGGAACGCUCAUGGAGAUCGUCGGCUAUGUCUUCAGAAUCCUUGCAUCGAAGCGCAAUCCCUACUCGGUCGCAUACUUCGUGGGCCAGUACUUCUGCAUAGUUGUAGCCCCGGUCUUCUACUCCGCCGCCAUCUAUACACUGAUAUCAGUCAUGAUCAAUCGCGUCGGCAAGCAAUACUCACCCCUGCCCCCAAAGCUCAUCCUCUGGGUCUUCAUCCUUUGCGAUGUAGUUGCAACAGUCAUCCAGAUCACCGGUGCUGGGCUAGUGGGGUCUGCCUACUCAAACGGCAAGGAUCCCAACAUCCCGAAUAAUAUCCUCCUCGCCGGUCUCGCCUUUCAAGUCUUCAGCUUCGCCCUCUUCAUUGCCUGCUUCGUGUGGUUCGUCUCCAAGGCGUGGAAGGUCUUGUCUCGCGAUCUUCGGGUCUUCGCAGCCGCAACAUUUGUGGCGACCCUUGCCGUCUAUCUCCGGACCUGUAUUCGAUUGGCCGAGACCGCCGAAGGCUUGUUGGAAUUCCUUUCGACACAUGAGGCAAUCUUUGGCUGCCUGGAGUUUGCACCCAUCGUUGUUGCUGUAUAUAUCUUCAUAUACUGGCAUCCUGGGCGGUGGCUGGGUCCCAACUCCAGGAAGCAUCACGAAGAGGUGUCGGGUCGGCAGCAUCAAACUGAGAAGUAA
This is a messenger RNA of Cyphellophora europaea CBS 101466, 882 nucleotides long. RefSeq lists its product as uncharacterized. Lineage: Eukaryota; Fungi; Ascomycota; Eurotiomycetes; Chaetothyriales; Cyphellophoraceae. Gene Ontology annotation, cellular component: fungal-type vacuole; plasma membrane. Bases 1 to 882 code for a protein of 293 amino acids. The transcript has 2 exons. The record is from RefSeq and is a predicted model, not a curated record.